AUGGGAAAGAGAAACAGGAGGACAGCAGAUAGUUCGUCCUCUGAAGAGGAGGAGGAAUAUGUUGUGGAGAAGGUUCUAGACAGGCGUGUUGUGAAGGGUCAAGUGGAGUAUCUUCUCAAGUGGAAAGGAUUCUCUGAGUAAGUCCAACUUUCCUUCUGACGUGGGCUUUGAGCUUUCUUGUUAGCAGAGCUCCAGGCAGUGCUUCAAAUUUAACUUCCGUUGCCCUCAUUCAAGCUUUCCUUAAAAACAAAAAAACCUUCAUGGGUGGGAGCUUGCUUUCCUCACUCCAGACAAGAGUGGCGUGCAUCCAUUUAAAUGAGUGGGUCACGAGGCGAGGGCCUGGGACCUUAAAGCGUGUUUUGGAAAUCCUGGCAUCUGCGUUCCCUCUCUCACUUCACAGAGUUGGUAGUUCCACUUGAGUUAUUCACCAGCACUAUUGUCUAAAUAGUUUUCCUCCUCAUUUGAGGUUUCUGAUUUGGGAGGGCAUUUUGAUCAAAUACUCUUGUGGAUUGCUUUAAACAGCUGCUUUGGAAAAGGAACGUUAAUCCUCUUCCCCUCCCUUCAGGGCUGUGUUGUCCAAGCACAGAAUUUGGUGCUGGGUGUGAAAUUUGAGUAUCCCAAAUAUCUCUGCUAUGAUUUUUGAUUUUGAUUUUUCAAAAAUACAACUUUCUAGCUGUUAAGGAUAUUAAGAUAAGCUUGAAAGUUGUCAGCAAAGGUUGUUGAAUCUCAGACACCGAGAUGAGCUGAGAAGAAUUUCCAGGAACCAAAUCAGUAGCUUCAGCAUACUUUGGCCCUCUCCACAAUUACCAGAAUUGAAAUAGAUUUAUGCAAAGCAAAUAUAUGCAAAAUGCAUAAUUUGCACAGGGUGCAGAGCUUAAGUUAACUUAGUAUGUCAUUUUGAUUGAUUUCAUUAUUUUUAAAAGCACAGCCCUUCUCAUUAGUCCCAGUACAAAAGAACUGCUCUAAAAAGGAUUUUUGUCGAUGUAUGUGUUUGUAUGUAUAUGUACCCUGGGUAUUUGUCCUGGGUUCUGGCAGCCGGUUUUACGGUUCCAUGAAGGACAGCCGUGAUUCAUUAUGUAAGAGUCCAGAUUUGAGGCCACGGUGUUUAAAUGGAUGCACACCACCUGAUUCUGGGAAGGCAAGUUAUCAAGCAGACACUGACACAUUGCCCUGCUGUGCAGCAUUUGAGAGGGUAUUUCUUCAUCAGCACCACAUCAAAAAAGAGCACUUUGGGCUUGCAGUGAUUCAGUUGUUCAAAAUGAUUCUGUGUCCCUUAGACCAUGCUCAGUUUGAAAAUAUAAAAGUAAAUAAUCUCCAAGGAAAAUAGCCUUAGAUCCAGCUCACACGUAAUGCUAAACUGUUAUUUAGUACUAUGUGGAUGAGCCUCUCUGAACCUGAGCAAAGUGUUCUGCUUGUGUGCUUUUGCCUUCUUUUUCCUUAUGUGGAGCUGGGAGGAGGACUUCUGUUUAGUUUAGCUUCACUGUCAAAGAACCUUGACUUAGCUUUACGUAUGAACUAGGAAUCCUGGCUUGCAGCUCACAGUGGUUCGUUGCUAAACAAAGCCAACCUCAAAGUAUGGGCUUGUUUAACUAAGAAUUGCUUUAAACUGGGAUCCCUGGUUUGUAUGCAACACUAAACUGAGAUCCUUUGAAAGCAAAACUAAACUUGCCAAAGGUCUUCCUUCUGGCUGAAGAAGAGGUGGGGACUUGAGAGGCUAACACUUUGUUUGGGCUUGUGGAGAGUCAGCCACAUAGCAGUAAACUGUGGUUGAGCAUUGUGUGGAAUCGUAACCAUUGCUUCAGUGUUUCAAUAUGCUUUUGCUGCAACCUGUAAUCUCAUAUACUGGACACAAACUAACCCAGUUAGUCUAAAGUGACCUUUUCCUCUAUUACCACCCAACUUUUUCCUUUUUGUUUUGUUUAAACAUCAAGCCUGAAAAAGGGCUCUUUGAAAUAUGAAUGUUUGCUCAUUUAGUUGAACCUAAUAAUGAUAUGAUUAAACUGUUCCUAUUUAAUCUGUGUUCAGUUAGUAUCUCUGGUAUUGUUCUUAGAACAGCUUGUAUCUAAGACAAGGCUAUAUUCUCAGAAAUAAAUCCCUUGCAUUGUAGGCAUUCUUGCAGCUAUGGUAUAUAGGAAGCCUGCCUGUACGUAAGUGACGGUGUGAUUAAUUCCUUUAUUAAAAAUAUCUCUAAAUGCUGCUAAUGUUGUUCCCAAUGUAAAUUUGGGGAAAUCUCUCAAAGAGUAUGUAACCCUUUAAACAAUAAUACCUCCUAGAACCAGGGCUGGUAAGAUGUUUCAAAUGCAAGUGUUAGAAACCAAUUUUUUUAGGAAACAGUCCUGUGCAAGGGUCAAGGUGGCCGGGAAGAAUGACAAUUUCUUAAGCAGCUGCAUUGGAUUUUUAGAAAUCAGGGCAAUGUUGUGCUUAGAAUUCUUCCCACUGCAGCUGAAACCAAUCCCAAAUUGCCACAGAAUUCUGUUUAAGCCCUCAGAGAUUCAAACAACUCUUACUCUGAGCAAUCCAUCGUGAGCAUCAGGUCUUCUGAAUUGGUUUUCUAAGUAUCCAGUCUUCCCUAAAAACCUGGAACAGUUUUUUCUCCAUACACAGAUUUUCUUGUGCAGGGUAAUUCUUCACUCAGUUCUUAAUUGAUGUCUGUGAUCACUAAAUGGGAACUUUUUCAACUUUUUUCUGUUUGUUAUUUUGUCCCCCACUGUUGUCCUUCUUUUACUAUAUCAGGGAGCAUAAUACUUGGGAACCUGAGAAGAACCUUGACUGCCCUGAACUGAUUUCUGAGUUUAUGAAAAAAUACAAAAAAAUGAAGGAAGGUGAGAACAAGCCUCGGGAGAAAUCAGAGAGUGCCAAGCGGAAGUCAAGCCUUGCCAACAAUACUGAGGACAUCAAAGCCAAAAAGAAGAGAGAGGUGAGCUUUUCGCCUUGGCAUUUUUCACUUCCAGAGGUUUGCCCCAUCUCAGUGAUUCCAGCACUGGAUGUAUGUGUGUAUGCCGGUGGCACUCAGUAGUUUAAAACUGCAUCCUAAGAAACCUUAGGAUUUUAAGUUUAAAAAUCAAGGACUUGAGAUGUUGUGUCCCCAGAGCAAAGCUUCAGGUUGGCUGUGCUUCAUUGUGCCAAUUUUCAUACCCCUCUCAGGGAAAACUACCCCGUAAAACAGGAUGAGCUAAUUGCCACCACUCAUUGUAAAGAAAAGAAUCGCUAAAAUAAUUAUGGCCUUUAAAAUAUAAUAAAGAUUAACAAUCAAGCAGGGAGCCUCACAGUACUAUCUAGAGCAGAUUAAGAUCGGAAGAAAUGCAAUUUACUGUUUGAACGCCUGGCUAAAGCAAAAUCCUUUUUAAUGCACUCUUCUAACUGUGACAGUAAACAAGCUCACAAAUCAACGUAGAGAGUUGUGUGUGUGUGUAUGGGAACAGCUUAUUUUUUUGUCAUUGUGUUCUGCUGAAUUUUCUGUCACUUUUCUUUGGAAGGAGUAGGCUUAACAUAAAAGAAUCUGGGGAGGGGGAGGGAGGGGAAGCAAUUUCAAGACCCAUGGUUCAGGAAUCACCUGCUAAGAAUGUACUGCCCAAAUGGCUAACCUCUGCUGCUGUAACAGCAGGGUGCUCAGAGCAGAUGUGCCACAGCAGGUAAGGAGGGGAAAGCUUGUUCUGAAGUUAGCCUCAUACGAGUUCUGAAGCCAGACCCUGCACUGAGUGAGGUAGAAUGGAUCUUUCACAACUCCUGUGUCCUUGCAGUCAAAGGUCCUCCUUACCUUUGAGAGGGUCACAGAAGAAGAAUAAGAUUACUUGGUGUUACGCUGAUAUUUUAUUAGGUAGUUAGUUACUGAAAUAUUAUCAUGUAUUUAACUUGUGAUGAAUUAAUAGAAUCUUAAUAGUUUUAUGGAAUUGUUUUGAUCUUUUUGCUAUUACUGCUUUUAAUUUUGUGUUAGCUGCAUUAGGCUUUCUACAAAAAUAUUAGAUAUUUCAAUUACAGUUAUGGAGGGGAGGACAUAAUACACCUCUUUAAACAACUGAGAGUUCUUUCCCAAUACAUAUGCAACAAGUAGAUUGGGUCACAGUUUUAUAACCGGAAGUUGAAAUUCUGAGUUCUGCAGUAUAUGUGUCUGGAAAAUCUUGGCAAAGAAAGAGAGUAAAUGCUGUGGAUAUAAGGGCAGGCCAGGUGGUGGCUUUGAAUGGUCACAGAUGUGCUUUCUGGUCACAUUCAUCACUCCAUGCAUGUUGGUCCUUCUAGUUUGUGCUGGUCAUUUGCUGCAGUUUGUAAUGCAGGCUGUAAUGAAUACAAAUCUAAUGUGGACCAGACAAUCUAUUGAUACUCUAAUAGAGAGAGAAAAGGCUACGUUUUCUUUCUCCUACUUCCAUAAUUCUAGCUUAGUGUACAGAGAGUGUGGGUAGCUAUGAUCUGGAUGAAACUUUAGGUGAAUGUUGCAAAGUUAUGUUCAGAGAAAAGCCUCUUUUGAGAUAGGCAAGAUAAAGCCUGUUGUAUCUUUCCUAGGAGUCAUUACUCCAUAUUUCAAACCCUUAUAUGAUUUUCACGAGGCAUGCAAGCCAAAAAGAAUUUGAAGGAUAAAUUCUUACAAUUCACUUAAAAAAUGCAAGCUGCCUCAGUGUGAUCAGGCCUGUGUAUACUCUGCUGAGAGGAAUCAAAAUUCUAUGGGCUGCAUCCAAAGCUCUGCUUCUGCAACUGGUCUUUCCCUUCUUCCUCUGGGCAGCCAGUACAAUGUGAAAAGCUUCUCCAAAAUGUCAGAGGGGCGUAUCAAAUGUUUUGGGCUGAGUCUUAUGGAACUGUAGUGGGAAGGGGCAAUUGCAGUUCAUCCCUCCUACUGCAUAAAACACAGCUCACAAUAUUUGAUAGAUUCCCCUGGCUCUCUAGAGAUGCAAGAGGGCAGGGAAAGACUGGCUGUGUGAGCUGCUUUCCACUCCUGUAGCUCAGGGUACAACCUAUGUCCUGUGUACACAAUACCAAUAUAUUUUCCACAUAAUUAAUUCUGCAAAUGACCCAAUGUGGGGCCCUGAAAUUCUGCUCCCUCAGUUCUUCCCACUUCUGAGAAUUCAUGAGGAAUUGUCCACACACUUUACUUUCUGGCUUAUCUUUGCAUUCUUACAUUAAUCUGAGGUUCUAAGGAUGAUGGUUUCUGUGCCCUGCUCCAUGCUUGCACACUGGGGCCUUCAAAUGACAGAGCACACACCGCUCUAUAUAUGAUGUUGUAAAGACAGUCUCUUGCUGACUUAAGUUACAGGUAUUGGAAAUACUGUGAAGGUCAAAUGUAUCACCUUGAUUGGUUAAAGCUUAAUGGCAUUUCUCCCCUUCAUUUUAAAAUUUGCCGAAUUCACUAGCCAAUGCAUGAGGAGACAUGAGAACAUGGGUUAUUAAAACAUCUUUAUAGGGGAAUGUGAACAUAUGAAAUUUGGUAUGAAUGAGGAUCUGUUGAGUGGCAUUUUAUGUCUUGUCUUUCCUUUCCUGGAGGAGAAAAAUCUUCUGCAGUUCUGUGUGUUCGUUAUUUUUUUAUAACCUUAUUUGAAGAAAUGCCCUGCCCUUUACAGCUGUGUCUGUACAAAAUUAUGGCUAAGUCACUAGAGAUUCAAACCUGCACUGCUACUGUCGGUCCUUAAUGAAAUCAUAAGGGGUAAUAAGGUCGUAUAUUUCAUAUCCAGCAGGUUAUCCUUAGUGCGUUUGGAUUACAGUUUUAUAACCCAUUAUGUAUUCUCCUUAAAGUUUGAGAAGUAAAACUGUCCACUGUGAAAAUGAGUGGUUUGGUUCCUGCCGAAACAUCCUGUCUCCUCCAGCAUUUUAACAUGCCACGAUUCCCCUUGGACUUAGUGCCUCAGGUUUUUAGGACUUGUCCAUUAGGGCCAGUUGCAGACAUAACACUUAACCGUAGCUAGUGGUAACCACAGUUUAGAAUCCUAUCAGCAGUUAAGAUUUAAAGCAUACAGUCAAGCGACAGUCUAGGCUCUGCCUCAGCAGUCAAAAUGCUCAGGUGCUGGGACCUAUGAACCAGCAAAGUGUCCACCACUGAUCAGACCACCAUCUUUGUAGACCUCAUGUUAAUGGACAGUGAGUGACAUUUUGGUAGCCAAUGUGGGGAUUAUGAGGUUCUGUUGCUCUGGUAACAUUUAUCAAAGACAAUAGCAAGUGGGGGUGCAUCACAGUGGUGGUAUCUUUGUUAAAUGUACAAGCCAACUGCAGCUAUUCUUACCACUGCCAAGAGAGGGGAACAGUGAUGAUGAUUUCCUUGGCAUUUUCUUCCCCAAAGGGGGGGAAAUGUGGGACAUGUUCAAAGGAGGCUGGCUAGUGUGGAUUGGAUACUGGUAGAAGGAGGCUCUGCUGCAUCUUUACAUAUCGCCUCUACUCAAGUGAGGCCUGGCUUGGGCAGAUUUCUGCUGGCACUUCAAUGCAUUGGGACUGAAUGUGCGGUGAUGAGUUAAAGGACAGUGAUUGCCUGUCGCGCUCUCUUGCAGUAUUGCUUCCUGUCCACCUUCCUUGGGCAACCCUAUUCAGAACAGAGGACAGACUACAUUCCAAGGUACAAACCAGACUUGUGCUGUCCUCCUGACAGAGGCAAUUGGCCUGGCAGUACCAACUUCAGCAACAAUGGCAUCCAGGAUGUGGGAGAAUGGUGGCAGGCAGGUAGAGGGUGUGUGUGAGUGAGUGAGUGAGUGAGUGAGUGACCGACCCAUGGAUUCACCGUCCAAGGUUUCACUUUCCCACUUGCCCACACUGCUCAAGUUUUCUCCAGUGUACCUGGCCUGGACUCAGUCAGCAGUUAGCUGUGCUGAGCCGCCCUGACUGUGUGCAUAGGAGGAAAGAGGGACUGUUCCUCCGCAGCUUUCAAUGGUGUCCUUUGUCUCACCUGCCUUCUUCAGGAGCCCCAGAUGCUCUUUGACCCUGCUCUGUUUUGCCUAACUGAGGGCAAAGCAACAUCAUACAAGUUAGCAUUGUACCAUUGGCAGGCAGAUGAGCCAAGGGCAUUCCUCCUUGACAACUUCUGGGCAAUUCUCAGCUUUUCACCUCCUGUUCAGGUGUUUCACUUCCAAUUCCUAGUACUACCCUCCCAAGUACCCUUCCCCAAGUUUGUAGACCAACGUACCCUAAACAGUGGCAUCUAGUAUUCCCUGUAAUUCAGGCCUCUCCUUCACAUCCCUGUUUUUUCCUCCCAGGCAUGCUUUCUUUAGAAAUGUUAAGGGGUUAUUUCUGCUACUCUUCUUCCUGUGGCUGUAGCAGAUUAUCGGCUUCCUCCACCCAUAACCAUAGAGGUGCUAAGACCCAUAAACUGAAUCAAUGCUCGUGUGCCAUCUAGGGACACACAUGGUUGCUCUUGCCCUGUUUGCUGAGAGAGACAGGAAUGGGGAAAUAUUAAUUGUGCAAAAAAUUAGCAAGAGACAUAGGAAUUUAAAGGGAAGUGGGUUAUCUUGAAAUGGUACAGGCAACUCUCAUUUAAGUACCUGCUAAAUGAGGUGCAGGGGAAAUUCCAAAUACACUUAUGGAAUGUUUAGUUGGGAGUUGCAAGCAAACAGGAAAUUAGUAGAGGAUGUCAGGUGCCUGCCACUGAGCACCUUCCAGCUGUUGCCUUCCCUGAGUUUGUGAUGGCUUUGAUAAACUCCAUUCUAGGAGCAAGGUGAAGUUUCAUCAAGGAUCUGUGGCUCCAGGCCUCUUAGCCACCUUGGCAAUACCUCAAGUGACACUGAUUCAUUCCAAAGAGUUGAGAGUGUUCAUUGUCAUGUUCAAAGUCUACUAGCAACACCACCCCCCAUGCUGUUCUUUCCCAUCCCCAACAAAACACAGGAUUUGUUUCAGAAGGUGUGGAACGAGUCAGAGAAAUGUUGGAACCCACAGCAGUACUAUUCCUUUGUCUGCAAUCCUGUGGCUUCUCUUGAAGCAGGCACUAAAUGGUAACUUCUUUAAUUUCCUUUUCCCCAUCCUAUUGGACACUUCAGAUGGCUUCUGCUCCAGAAUGGAGAUUGUGAGCUGCCGCUGCAUUUCUCCCUGCACUGGCUAGAGCAGGGAUGUGAAGCCUCUGGACCUCCAGAUGUUGUUGGACUCCAUCAGCCCCUGCCUUCAUAGUCAAUGAUUCAGGGUGAUGGGAGUUGUAGUCCAGCAACACCUGGAGGGCCAGAGGUUCCCCACCUGUUAGCAUGAGGCUCUGUUGUAGCCUUUCUUUGCUAUCUCUUAACAGCUAGAUAAAGAGAGCCAGUGUGGUGUAGUGGUUAAGAGCGGUGGACUCGUAAUCUGGGGAACCGGGUUUGCUUCCCCGCUCCUCAUAUGCAGCUGCUGGGUGACCUUGGGCCAGUCACACUUCUCUGAAGUCUCUCAGCCCCACUCACCUCACAGAGUGUUUGUUGUGGGGGAGGAAGGGAAAGGAGAAUGUUAGCCACUUUGAGACUUCUUCAGGUAGUGAUAAAGCGGGAUAUCAAACCCAAACUCUUCUUCUAAAGGUAGUCUUUUUUCAGAGCUGGGUUUGCAGACGUUCCUGCAUAUUCUUGCUCACCUCCAUGUCAACAAGCUCCCUGGUCUCCUUGUUUCACUACAGUGAUGCUUUUGUACCGUUUAAGAAGGAAUAGCUCUGAUCUCUCUGUUGAUAAUUUUUCAGCUCUAGCUCAUGGGCUGCAGCAGAUGUUUUCUGAGGUCUCUGCUGGACUGCUGGGACAGACGUAUCAGACAGUCACAAAUUGUAGGCACAGGCUGUUGCUGGUUGAGCCCACGGGUGCCAACUUGAAUAAAUAUUGUGGGGGCCCAGGUAAGCCCCACCCUGCAUAAUUGAUCACAUGACACAGUGCACACACACCAUUUGAAUGGGAAUGCCCAUCAACUGGGGGGGAUCAGCCCCUCAAAUAUUUUAUUGUGGGAACUGAAGCCCCCAUGGACCCUAGGAAUUGGCUCCUAUGGUUGAGCCAGAGUCCAGGCAUGAGGUGUAGAUGGAGGCUGAGUCACAGAUAGAAAGAGGAAGACUGUAAAUAUUAGUUUGGAAAAGAUCUGCUUUUUGACUUGCAGUAUGUCUACUCGGCAUUCCCAUCUCUCUGGUGUCGUGGCCUGCGCAUACAGGGAUGAAACCAUAGACGCCGUGACUGCGAUUAGCAAUCUUGCUUUAAGUCAUGCUUUCACAUUUUAGUUUGCAGCUGAUGAGAACCCAGAUAGUAAGGCUAAGGCCAUUUGUUAUGUUUAAUCAUGGUUAAGCAUCAUGUCUGCCACCAGCCUUGGAAGAGGCUAGAAGCUCAGUUCAUAGUGCUCCCUCUUUGGAAGCCAGUAUGGUAUAGUAGUGGAUGAAGCAUGGGAUUUGGACCACAGGCUCACUAGAUGACCUUGAGCAAGUUACUCUGCUUCUCUUAGUCUAACUUACCUCUCAGAAUUGUGAGGAUAAAGUGAGAUUGCAUUGAACUCCCAACAGGAUCUGCAGGAUAUAAAUGUGAUGAGCAAGCGGGGAGCUGGAAAGGCAUUCAAACAUCCAUCUAGCCCCGUUCCAGAGCUUAGGAUAGCUGACAACUAAACAUAUAUAUUUAAAAUGUUUUAAAUAAUCAACCACAUAUAAAACACAUCUUGUGAAAAUCCCAUAUCUGUCUGACCUAGCCACUGAAACCACAUCAAAAGAUGUGAUUUUCAAGAGAGGAAGUUUGCAGCGGUACAGCAUUAUUCUUUCUUGGUAUAUGCUUUGGUUAUCAAAGCUCAGUGCACUUAUGAUUGUCUCUGCACUAGAGCCUGUGGUGCUCUUUAAGGGAGAGGAACACAGGGAGGCCUGUGAAAAAGAUGGGUCUGUGUCUAUGUGUCAUAUAAGAGAUCCUGUAUCUCAGAUUAAGACUCUGUUGUGCAUUCCUGGCUGCUCACAGUUUCAGCAGUGUGCUCAAAGAUUAGUUGCGCUAUUGGAUUAUUGUUGUUUUUAUAUUUGUUGUUAACCUUUUUUUGUUUUUCUCAUUUUCUUGCAAGCCACCCUAGGAGUUCUACUGAAGGGAGGCAUAAAAAUAUUUAAAUAAAUAAGUGUAUGAAACUUUCUGUCGUGAGGGAGAUUUGACAGAGGUGGGUUGGUAGCCAGCUAAGUUUUACUUGAAGUGCACUCAUUGGUAUUAGCGAACAUGGCUAGGUUAGGUCCAUUAAUUUCAGUAUGUCUUCUCUUAAGUAAAACUUAGAUUAAAAAAAUAAAUAAACAAAUCUCCAUGUGCAGCUAGGCUGCUUGGUAAGGCAGAGUGAGACAGCACUGGUCUCAGUUCCAGCCCAGACUGCUUUUUAACUUAGUUGGUAAUCCAAGGCAAAACUAUGUUUAAUGGUGGCAUGUAACCUGUGUCUCCUCCAUGGGUCUCCUCCAGUCAUAUGUAAGGUGGGUGGGGCAUGUGAUUUUAAAGCACAAAAGGGGCAUGGGGAGAAUGCACAUGUCCUUUGGAUCGAAAUCUCUUUCUCUCUCUCUCUCUCUCUCUCUCUCUCACACACACACACACACACACACACACACACACAUUCCCCUCUUUUUAAAGCCAUGUGUAGCUUUGGCCCUUAUAUUGAGCCAUCUGCUAGGGUCUUGCUAAGCACUGUGACUGUUUUAGAGAUCACAGCAAAUAACAAUAGCUACUGGAGACUCAAUAGUUCAAAAGGAGAACACUUUUGCUUGUUUGUUUUGGCUAGCGCACUAUCCAAUUACUGUUCGCACAAGAGAUUCUCUUUACCCAACAAAUCUUUUCUUUAAAGCAGUUAUCCUUUUCUACCAGGCUGUUGGGAGUUGUAACAGCUAUACGUAGAUCUAUCAUGGCCAUCAGCACUUUGGGGAGUAAGACUUUUUUUAAAAAUGCCCAUAUACAUACCUGUUGAGUUAGAUAUUUGUUGUAAGGGCUCAGUAAUCUUAGUGGCCAGUUUUGACUAAGCCCCCACUCCAAUUUUUUUUGGGGGGGGCGAAAUAGGGGGCCCCCUCAUAUGCUACAAUUUUCCACACAAUGAUCUUGUUCUGGCCCUGUUAUGAGUUCAAUUUAAAGUGUUCUUAACUAAAGCCAGAGGUGAUUGUUAGUCCAAACUGUCCUAAACCAGGAGUUUGGUCUGGAUUUCUUAUGCAAUAUGAAGAAGCUGAGAAAUGAAGUGUUGUAUUAUAUUAUUACAUGAAUUGUGGGUUCAUUAGUUCCCCCAAGGUCCCCUAGAGUUGUCCUCUGUAUUCAGUCUGUUCUCUCUCUCUCUCUCUCUCUCUCUCUCUCUCUCUCUCUCACACACACACACACACACACACACACGCGGAGAGAGAGAUAGAUUUAUUUUUUUUAAAUUCCUCUUCUUCCUCUUCAUUUGGCAAUUGCUUUUAUUUCCUCGAAAAAGUCAAGCCGCCUGCCUCUUUGUUAACUGCUUGCUCUGCCUAGCCGCAUCUACCAGACAGUAUGUGUGGGCAACAAAUGUGUGGAUCUCCCUCAGAAUAGCGUGUGGCGGUGCUGCUGCUGCAAAGCAGGGAGAACACGCUCGCUCCAGGCUUGCAGCAACUGAACGCUGUUACCAGCCUUCAGAUGGUAUGUGCAGAGGGAGCUAACCGACCCUUGUCUGGGGCCCCGGCGGUUUAAGCUCUCUCCUUGCAAACAAAAAAACAAACCAAAAAAAGCGCCCCAACUGCAUGAAUGGGACACACCCAUUGACGGCACCGGCACAAAGACCUCGAGGACCGUGUGAGAGCCCGUAGAGGUGGUGCGCUCUGGAGCGGGGGAGGCGUAGCAGGGAUGGGGAGCCUUGGAAAUCACGAAUGGCUGCUGCUACUGCUGCUGCAGCAGCUGCAAAGGCAAGAUGACUUAAUUCCCUAGAUCUAUCCAUCGCUUUGCUAGCCCAUUUUAAUGGCGACUCUUUAUUUCUCUUCUCUCUCUCUCUACCUCUCUCCCUCCCCCCUCCUUUUAGGUUUCUUUCCCCUUUCCCCCUCUCCCCAAACAUUUCAUAAAGAAGAUAUGUCAAAGAAAAGAGAGAAGAAGAAAAGAUGAUAAGGCCUCUUCCCUCAUCUGCUAAUUACCAUCAAGCCAUGUACCACAUCUGUUUAUCACCUGAUUCUCGGUGCCCUUUGAAGCCCCUCUGCCUCAUGGUUGAGGGAGAUUAACAAAUGGCCAAAGAACGGGAGGAGGAAAGAAUUGUUUUUGUAACUGUCUUUCUCUUUCUCUGUCUUUCUUUCCACCAGAGCACCGAUAUUGCCAGGGGCUUUGAAAGAGGAUUGGAGCCGGAAAAGAUCAUUGGAGCCACAGACUCUUGCGGCGAUUUAAUGUUCCUAAUGAAAUGGUGAGUGUGCUUCUUUCUUCUUUUUUUUAAUAUUGACCCUGUUGUCUGGUUUUCCUGCUCUCGGCGGCCCUUCUUAAAGCAGCCAAUAAAUUACCAGAAUAGUCUAGGGUGAGGUGCUGUGGCAAAAUGGCCCAAGGACACUUCAUUCUGCUUCUCUGCUAAGGCUUUGUUUUCCCUCUGCUCUGCAAAAUGCUCUACACCUGGAGCUUGUAUAUCAUGCUUUGCAAGAUACACAAGCCCCUUCCCUUCCACAUCUCGGCCCCCCUCCCCGCCCCCCAAAAGAAGAAGAAAUACUAGAGAGCACAGGAAAUCCUCCUGGGAAGGUUUUGACUUGCCUCUUGUUUUUGCUCCUGGGCUUAUCUCAGCUGGAAGCCUCUCUGGCCAGAGAGAGAGAGAGAGAGAGAGAGAGAGAGAGAGAGAGAGAGAUGGCCGUGCUUGCAUAUGCAGCAGCCCCUCCCCCACCAGCCGAAACAAAGAGCUGGGAGUCUGGCUUAUCUGCCUGGCAGAGGUUAUAGCACAGCUGUGUUCAAGGGAGCUGCCUCUUGCUCCUCAACUCCCCUCCGCCACCCCCAGCCCCAGCCCCGCAAGAUUUCGAUACUGGGUCCUCCUCCCCUGUAGCAAUGCAGCAGAGAUAAUAAGCCCUUGUCCUGGGCUUUGCUGUCUCUGAAGCUGGCGGGGUUGAGAUGGAUGGUGCCUGCUCCUCUUGAGACAGGGUGGGGGAGGGGAGCCAGCUGCACAGCAGCGCCUUGGAGGAGGGGGCUGGAGGGAACACAGAGACAAGGAACGCGGGGAGAAGAAUUGGUCGCUUCACCUCUCCCUGGUUCAUUCUACCGCACGACCAAACGCCCUGGGUACCCAGGGGUAUUUUCUGGCACCUCUUGGUUGCGGAAAUACACCCCCAUACCCUGUAAGGGCUACAAUCCCAAACUGGAGAACUUCACCUUUGGUAAAUCACCUGUGUGGAACAAUCGCUGUUUUAAAAAAAGUCAUUUAUAUGAGGCCCAGGUCCAAUGGUAGCUUGGUCCCAGGUGAUGCAUCCAAGAAAGGCAAUGAUUAAUAGCUGAUGAAUAUCCAAUCUUGAAAUUUCCAGCUCACUUGAAUUCUGUAGAGCAAGGAAUCUGUUCAAUGAGACAAAUGCUUUGCAGAUUAACACGAUAUUUUGUAGACUGUUUUAAAUGUGCAAAGGUUAUUUACAGUGCUCAGCACCAUUGAACCCUGUGAACUAUUUUGCUGUGAUGCUGUUUUAUAAAUGGAAGCUGAGGUUAAGGGAAUGUGGCUUGUCCAAGGCUUUGGUUUGAGCCCUGGGCUUAUAGGUACACAACCAAAUUAUCCCCUGGAUCACAUUUGCUAUCAUUGGGUAAAUUAAUUACUUCAAAAGAACUAAUCUCUUUUUAGGCAGUGGGAAUAAUUUCUAUUGCAAAAUACUGCAGAAACAGAUUGUGAAGUUUAACAACACUCAUUUUAAUUAAUCUGUACUCUGCGUUGGAUCACUUUUAAAUCUUACCUUUGCAAUUGACAUCAUUCAGUGGUCAUUAAUGAAACGUGUUUGCUAUCUGGCAUUUAAACAAAUUCUAUUGAAUUAAGGUUGCAAUCCUGUACCCAUUUACUUGGGAAUUGGAAUUAAUGAAUUGCACUCAGUUGGGACUUAACAGUGCACCUUAUAUCUACUCAUAAAUAUUUUGCUAUAAUUACUUAUUAUAUUUAUUGCUUUUCUCAGAAAGGUAAACUCAAAGUGACUUUUGAAAACAAAUAUUAAAAACGAGUAAAAAGAACCUAAAAUGCUCACCAAUAAUAUGUAUAUUAUUUAGAUUGACAAAAUGUAAAACUUGAAUGAUUGUUUUGUUUUGGGGAUCUUGAGGCGAAGAGAAGUAGCUUAUAAAUUAAUAAAUAAUGUAUUGUUUAAGGAAAGGCAAUUUGUCAAUAUUUUAUUUUUCAUCAGCUUAAUAAUAAAAAGCAAGUAAAAGUCAGGAUUACCAGCUUCAGUUUCUGACGACUGUCAUGAAAACCUUUGCUUCCCAGGGCGUAACUGUUAAUGUUGGGCACAGACACAAGGAAAAGCAGUCUGCAAAUUUACCUUUAUCAAAUUUACCUUUAACAGUCCCCAGACUGUUUACUUGCUAUAGCCUCUCACUAAUACCAUUGUGUAUGUGUUGGGGGUGGAGGUUAACUGGCAAUGAAGUCUUGAGUUGAUUGCACCAGUUAAUUAAUUAAAAGGUUUGUAGCCCUAAUCUGUGCUAGGUAGCCUUUACCAGUAAAUGUCAUGAGAUACGCAAUGUCUAGCAACUUUGUAAUGCCUUUGCAGAAAGCUCAGGUAUCACCAGAAGCUUUUAAACUCAAAGCGAGGCAUAGAAAAUGAGAGUGGAUGGACAUCCAGGCUAUAUUGCCCAUUUCUGUUCUUGUUAUUGUAGUAUACUGGUCAAGCUAAAUUGUCCUCUUUGUAUACCCUUGCCUUACCUCUGUUUUGCCUUUGCCUAUCCCUAUUUUCUAAAAAAAAAAAAAAGAUGCUAGAUUACAAAGCAAGCUUACAUUUCAUCUCGUGUAGUUGUACAUUCUACUAUAUGAUUUCUUCAUCGGUUGCAUGCAGUUCCCUUGAGGAAAUGCAUUUUAAAAUAGGAAUCUCUAACAUACAGUGCAAGCCUCCAGUCCUGCCAAUAGAGUAAAGAAAGAAAGAAAAAUCCUGGGAGUUGACCUUUUGAAGCACAACAUUUUAAGCGUAAAUAAAUUGAAACAAAGUUAAGCUGAAAAAAAUAACUAAAAAGUUUGCUUAUAGUAGCAGUUUUCAAUAUGCUGUGCCAUCAAACGAUUGUGUGGACAAGUACAGGAGCCAAAUUCUAUGCUUCUAGAGAUCCAGGAAAACUGGGUACCUUUUUGUACUGUAUUUAGCCCCUAUUAUGUUAGGUGGAAACAUUUCAAACUUGGGCUGCCAUUUACCUUAGUCAACCAUUUAUCAGUUGCUCAACAGGAAUAGUUUUCUGGGUGGUGUAAAAAAUAAAAUCAGGGAUUCAUUAUUAAUCAAUUACAUUUGCACAGGGGUAAAACAAAAAAGAAAACCAUACGUCCUUUGAUUUAAAUCAGGGGUUUCCAACAUGGCAUUCCUGGGCAAACAUGUGCCCAGAUAAUCCUUUCCUCUGCUGCAAUCAGGCUUGAAAGAAUCAUUCAAUUUUUGUCAGUAGUAUUUCCUGCAGUGUGUGCUUGGUUGUGCUGUAUGUAAUGCACAGAUGCACAUUUUUAACCAGUUGGAGUAUUUUUAAUUGAUUGAUCUAACCAAUUAAUUGAUUGAAUGUUGGACUCCCACCCAUAACUGUACAAUUCCUAGAAAGAUUGAGGGGGAGACAUUGCUCUGUUGCUUCCUCUCCCCUCUUCUCAUCCUUUUGAUGGGAAAAGAAGUGCACAGUGUUGCUUUCUUUUGGCAACCCAGCCCUAAUCUUAAAGUCAGCUCUUGGAGAAGGGGUACAGCAGAGAAAAUUGUGUUUGUGCCCCUCAUCGAUCAGAGCAGGAAAAAGGGAGAAAUGCAGAGAUUUCUGUUUGAGUAUGCAUUCAAACACUGGUUAGAACAUCAGUGUUACUGCACUAGGAUUGGGUUCAGCAACUGGAAGCACUUGUGUCAGAUUGGGUACCCUAGGAGAUGCCAACCUGGCCCUCCAGUUAUCAACCUAGAGGAUUAAAGGCAACGGUGGCAAAAUAAAUGGUUGGCAGCCAUCCCUUGCUCCCUCCUUAAAGAGUCCUCCAGAAAGCCAGUUGCUGGCCAGGACAUUAAGUAGUAUAUAAUGAGAGUUGUCAAUCUUUUUUUUAAGUUGAUAAACCAUCUGUGCUUCAAUCAAUUCAUUGUGAUAUUGGAGGAAAUUUAAGUUUAAUUAGCCAUUUAUGAACAAAAGCUAUUAUUAUUAUUAUUAUUAGAAUUUAUAUACAGUGGUACCUCGGGUUAAGUACUUAAUUCGUUCCGGAGGUCCGUUCUUAACCUGAAACUGUUCUUAACCUGAAGCACCACUUUAGCUAAUGGGGCCUCCCGCUGCUGCCAUGCCGCCGGAGCACGAUUUCUGUUCUCAUCCUGAAGAAAAGUUCUUAACCAGAAGCACUAUUUCUGGGUUAGCGGAGUCUGUAACCUGAAGCGUAUGUAACCUGAGGUACCACUGUACUGCCCUAAACCUGUCUCAGGAUGGUUCACAGACUAAAAUGAAGAUAUAAAAACAAAAACAACAACCUAAUUAAUAGGAAAGGCCACCUUUCAAUAUUUUUCUUUUUCUUCCUCCCCCCAAACUUUUCUUCCGUUUUGUAAAAGAUACUACAACCAAAUCACCUUGAAAUGUAAAACAAGGAUGGCUUUAAUUCAGUCUCAUUGAUUAAAAAUUGCUCCCAUUAAUCAACUAAAGAUUUAGUUGAUUCGUUUAUUGAUUAUGCCUGUCGACAUUUGCAGCCUGUUAUAAGUAUUGCAUAUGUAUAUUUUGUUUAUAAAUUGCUUCUUCACUGAAAAGAAGUCCCUUAGUUGACAAUUAAUGUAUGCAACACACACACACACCACUGGGGUUGCAGUAGCUGCCUUCCUCCUCCCAGUUAAUUGACAGCUUCAAUGUAUCUGAAGAAGUGUGCAUGCACACGAAAGCUCAUACCAAUAACAAACUUAGUUGGUCUCUAAGGUGCUUUGUUGUUUGUUGUUGUUUAGUCGUUUAGUCGUGUCCGACUCUUCGUGACCCCAUGGACCAGAGCAUGCCAGGCACUCCUGUCUUCCACUGCCUCCUGCAGUUUGGUCAAACUCAUGCUGGUAGCUUCCAGAACACUGUCCAACCAUCUCGUCCUCUGUCAUCCCCUUCUCCUUGUGCCCUCCGUCUUUCCCAACAUCAGGGUCUUUUCCAGGGAGUCUUCUCUUCUCAUGAGGUGGCCAAAGUACUGGAGCCUCAGCUCCAGGAUCUGUCCUUCCAGUGAGCACUCAGGGCUGAUUUCCUUCAGAAUGGAUAGGUUUUAUCUUCUUGCAGUCCAUGGGAUGUCCCUUCAUGCAUCACUGCCUUGCCGUGGCGAAGGGGCUUGAAUAACUCUAAGGUGCUACUGGAAGGAAUUUUUCUUAUUUAGCUUAAAUACCGGUAUAUGUUUUCUCCUACUCUGGUGCUGCUUCCUUCAGGCAGGUUACUUGAGCCCAGCUCCCCUUUUUUCAUGUACCAAUCAAUUGGGGGGGGGGGGUGUGACUGCUUGAUCAACUAGUGACGAGUCUUUCUCUUGUUGUCCUUGCUUACCUCUUCAGGAAAGACACGGAUGAGGCUGACCUGGUUCUAGCGAAAGAAGCCAACGUCAAGUGCCCUCAAAUUGUGAUAGCGUUUUAUGAAGAGAGACUGACCUGGCACGCAUACCCAGAAGACGCUGAAAACAAAGAGCGGGAAGCAGUGAAAAGCUAA
Messenger RNA from Podarcis lilfordi (Lilford's wall lizard), 17600 nucleotides. NCBI's taxonomy places the organism in Eukaryota, Metazoa, Chordata, Lepidosauria, Squamata, Lacertidae. The record is from the annotation of a GenBank genome assembly.